This is a messenger RNA of Pelagomonas calceolata, 1116 nucleotides long. The record is from the annotation of a GenBank genome assembly. Lineage: Eukaryota; Pelagophyceae; Pelagomonadales; Pelagomonadaceae.
CCUAGCUCUCCGGACGCCGCAGAGCACAAGCGCCACAAUAGGAGCAUACCUGAGCACCUGGAUGCAGCGCUUUGCUGCCCUCGCGGCUGCCGUGCCCUUGGCCUACGCCCUGCGCCCGGCCGCCGCGCGCUCCAAGCCCCUGACCAAGCGCCACCUCGGCACGCUCAUGGAUUUGUUGGGAGGCGGCGGCGGCGAACUCAUCGCGCCGGAAAAGGCCCUGCCCGGUCGCAAGGAAGCGAUGCCGAACAUUGAGGGUAGCAAGCACUUUGUGCUCGGCACGGACCAGGUGAAGGUCCCGGACGGUGCAUAAAUCAAAUUGUCGCGGCGCGUCUCCACGCCAUCGACGCGACGUGCACCGCCGACUCACUUGUUGAUUUGCGCACAGGUCCCGGAGGGCCACAAGGUCGCCGUCUUCGCGAACGGCUGCUUCUGGGGCAGCGAGAAGGGCAUCUGGCGCUUCCCGUAUGGUAUCUAUUCGACCGCAGUAGGCUACUGCGCGGGGUUUACGCCGAACCCGACCUACAACGAGGCGUGCAGCGGCAUGACGGGCCACACCGAGGGUGUGCGGGUGGUCUACGAUCCCGAGCAGAUUUCGUUUGCGGACAUUUUGAGGUGGUUCUGGGAGGCCCACGACCCGACGAGUGGCAUGGGCCAGGGUAAUGAUAGAGGCACGCAGUACCGCUCUGGUUUUUAUUACUUUGACGACGACCAGAAGCGGUUGAUCGAAGCCUCGAAGGAGUUCUACGAGAAAAAAUUAGGAAGACCCAUCACGACGGAGGUCGCCGCGGCCAGUGACUACGACCAGUACGGCGGCGUGUGGUACUUCGCGGAGCAGUACCACCAGCAAUAUUUAGCGAAGCCGGGCGCGCGGCCGUACUGCUCCGCGCAGCCCCAGGGUAUUGAUCUGGCGCCGUUCGCGGAGUGGUGCCCCGCGGAUUUACAAGAAAAGUACGCGCCCAAAUUGCCGGACGUCUUCUGGGACCGCGAGAAGCCGCGGCGCGGCUGCUCUGUGGUCAACUCGCCGAACGAGCCCGUCGUGCUCUAGGGUGAUGCGUAGUGAGUACUUGCUAGAUUACUAGUCGUCUUCAUUUGAUAGAGAGGUGAUAGAGAGAGAGG